GACUCUGUCUCGUGCUCACACUUACUUCGGCCUACGUAACAGCGUGGCUCAUCGCAACAUCCGAAUUCGACCUACCACAACUCUUCAGUCUGAAGCAUCUUUCAUACCGACAUACACUGGACCACUCAUACCUCAACAUCCAAUCAACACGACGCUAUAUUCAUAUCUAUCAUCUAUACAUCCGACAUGCCUGCACCUAUUCCCGAUAUCGUCGGCAACUGGUUCCUCGUCAAGCCAUUGGGUUCUGGUGUUUCUGGAGCCACAUUUGAAGCUGUACACAUCCAUAACAACCAGCGCGUCGCUCUCAAAGUCCAAGACGUCGACAUCGAAUAUCCGACGAAUGCUCGCGAGCGUGACAUCUACUCUAGGAUACAGGGCGGCAAGGGAAUGCCGACACUGUGGGCUCAUGGUAUCGAGGGAAAGAACGAUUACUUGGCUUUGGACCUCCUUGGGAGCAGCUUGGAUGGGAUCUACAAGAAACAAGGGCGGAUUCUGGAUCUGAGGACGACCGUAUGCCUUGCCAUCCAAUUGGUGAGUCCUGAUCAUUUGUAUUCUUCUGCCAUCUUCCACCUUUCGCCUUCCGACAUACACGUUCGACAACGGAGUGACGUAACCUCUAACAUAAUCACCGUUGCUCUGCGUAUCACUCGGUUCAAGAUCGACCGGUUAGAGUGGAUGCAUUCAAGAGGUGUUCUUCAUCGCGAUAUCCAACUGGGUAAUAUUUGUCUGGGUCGCGAGCCCAAUGAACAAACGUUCUACAUGAUCGACUUUGGCUUCUCCAAGCUCUACAUUGACCCGAAAACGAAGAGGCAUGUACCGGAUACACCGCCGGUUUGCUUCAUCGGCAAUUACUGGUUCAGCAGCGCAAACGUUCAUAGUCGAGGCAAGGCCUCUUCCCGUCGAGACGAUCUCGAAGCCGCCGCUCUUCUCCUCAUACAUCUUCUUACUCCCAAUGGACUGCCCUGGACCCGCAAUGGCCUCCCAAAAACCGAAAAAGCUCACGAUCAUAUCAAGCGACAAAAGCGCACUACCAAACCAGACGAUCUCUGCAGAGGUCUGCCCGAGCAAUUUGAGGGGUUUUUGAGGUACUGCAGACGGUUGACAUUCACCGAACAGCCAAACUAUGGGCUGUGGAAGAAAAACUUUAGGGAGUUGGCGAGGGAGAGGGGCUUCACGGACAUAGAGAAUUAUGUGGACCCGUUGCUAGCUCUGUCCGGUGCUCAACCCAAGUGGCAAGCUCCCGAUUAUGCGCAAUUACUCCAGCGUGCACCAGCCCCGAACCUCGUACCUGCUCAAUUCCCACCAGCACCUGCACCUGUACCUACCGGACCACCAGCAUCGGACGAUCGCAUGCAGAACAUACUCCACGAUCUCGCUCAUCUCAAUCUCAAUACCCCCCGACCCCCUCUCGGCGACAGGAAGAAUGUUCAGCAGAGUCCCUCCAAAACCCAGCGACCGCUUCCGGCUGCCAUCCCCUACAAAAAACCUACACCACCUACUUAUGGCCAACAACCCGUCAUCAUUCUCGACAGCGAUGAUUCCGAUGAUCGGAGUGACAGUCGUGGUGGUCUGAGAGUGAUGCGCGGGAGGUUGGGCAAGGCCAGCCAAUUGAACCAGUUGGUGCGGGAGGCCAACGACGUGUCGGAUAACAAGACACUUGCCAAGCUGGUUGCUGAUUUCGUGAGGGUGUUACAAGACACGUCUUCGCGCACACUCACGAAAGAAGCGUUCUCCUUCCUCGACGCGCUACACAAGCAACUGUCCGACCCAUCAACGUUCGUCGGCCCACUACGGCAGACGAAACAGCGGCGGACACGGUCGAAAGGGUCAACCGUCACAAAUGCGAGCGAUGCCACUGGUGCUGGUGGGGUGAGUGGUACGGGUACGGGGAUGGUAGGGUCGACUUUGAGGGAGCAGAGGAGCAAGCUUUGGCUAUUGCGGACCGGUGUGAAGGGGGCGGGAAGCAAUGCUGCGCUGGGGAAGAUGGUGGCGGAAUUCGGGACAAUAGUGGACCAGAACGCAAACAAGACCUUGACAAAGGAUGGAUAUGCAUUUUUGGAAGGGAUGGCAGAGAGGUUGGGCACGAUUGCGAGCUGAUUGAUGACCUUUCCCGCCCAUUACCCUUGUCGCCUUAGCUUUGCCUACUACGAGGGUCCACCUCGACAGUCUUGUCAUAUUGUCUGCUUUCCCCUGUUCCACGCUCACUAUCGGGAACCCGACGAUGACUCUAGCUAUAUUAUGUGUCGCAACUUUGCUGUCGAUGGAGAAGCUAACUUCUCUUUACUGACUAUUGACCUGUACUCCUAUAUCUUGAUUUGUUUGUCUUGCUUUCUCCAUAUUAUCAUCAAAUUGUUUUGCAAUUUUUGUCGAUUUGUUCUAAUCAUUUAUCACGAUGUCU
Messenger RNA from Stereum hirsutum FP-91666 SS1, 2398 nucleotides. Its product is annotated as kinase-like protein. The coding region runs from base 187 to 2097 and encodes 636 amino acids. Gene Ontology annotation, biological process: signal transduction; peptidyl-serine phosphorylation; endocytosis. Gene Ontology annotation, molecular function: protein serine/threonine kinase activity; ATP binding. Lineage: Eukaryota; Fungi; Basidiomycota; Agaricomycetes; Russulales; Stereaceae. The record is from RefSeq and is a predicted model, not a curated record. The transcript is spliced from 6 exons. Gene Ontology annotation, cellular component: cytoplasm; nucleus.